Molecule: messenger RNA, 777 nt
Organism: Priapulus caudatus
Lineage: Eukaryota; Metazoa; Priapulida; Priapulimorpha; Priapulimorphida; Priapulidae
Product: atrial natriuretic peptide receptor 3-like
Exons: 1
Coding region: 1-777 (258 amino acids)
Molecular function (GO): signaling receptor activity; peptide hormone binding
Source: RefSeq, a predicted model, not a curated record
AUGCAGCGUUUUCUACCGUCCGGCCGACGACUAGCCCCGCAGCAUCUGUGUGCAAUGAUGCUCGUGCUAGCGAUCGGCAUCAGCGGGGCACGCUCACGACGGACGUCGCAUGUCGGCAGCGGCAACAAGGAGCUCGUGCAAAUCUCGUGCAUCCUGCCGAACAACACGCACAUGUACGCGCACAUCCCGCGCGUCCGGCCCGCGCUCGACAUCGCCAACGACUACAUCGUCAGGCAUCGCCUGCUACCCGACCACCAGCUCGAUUUCACGUACGCCGACUCGCGCUGCUCGCCGACGUACGCGCAAAUCGAAGCGAUUGAUUUCUACAUGAAGGGGAAGACGCGCGCUUUCUUCGGUCCCGUGUGCGACUACGCUGCGGCUGCCAUCGGUCGCAUCAACUGGCACUGGGACAUCCCGCUACUGACUCCGGGCGCUCUUGUGCAAGACUUCGGUGAGAAUAAGACGGUGGCCGGUGCGCAGUUUCCGAUGGUAACGCGCGUCGGCGCCUCGUUCGAUUCCAUGUCGGGCUUCGUCGUGACGAUGAUGACGCAGUUCGGGUGGCGUCGCGUGAAGGGCCUCUACGAGCGGCACACCAACACGGAGGUGAUGGAUGAGAAUUUCUGCUACCUCGCCAUGAACGCGCUCUACGCCGUCAUCGCUCGCAACGGCCUGCCGAUCGGGACCGAUGAGGGGUCGACGUUCUUCGAGAUGCCGACGAGCCAGGACAAGGGAGACGUUCUGCGCAAUGAGGUCGGAGUUAAGUACGCCGGUAAGUGA